This is a messenger RNA of Seriola aureovittata, 5311 nucleotides long. RefSeq names its product pleckstrin homology domain containing, family A member 7b (gene plekha7b). NCBI's taxonomy places the organism in Eukaryota, Metazoa, Chordata, Actinopteri, Carangiformes, Carangidae. The transcript has 22 exons. The record is from RefSeq and is a predicted model, not a curated record. Gene Ontology annotation, molecular function: protein binding. The coding region runs from base 1135 to 4614 and encodes 1159 amino acids.
GUUAACAAUAUCCAGCUCCUCCUUUGUGAAAACACAGAGCUUGUUGCAAAUAACAAUAGUGCCUGAAUGUUUGAUGCAUCACUGCAGCUUCAGGGCAUUCUGUUGCAAUCCUUACAGCUCCUUUGUACUUGGGCUUUUUGUUCUUGGAUUCUGUUUGUAUGGAUGUGAAUAUGAAUGCGUGUGCUUGUGUGGUAUGUAUCGCCUGUGCUUUAAAGAUCAUAUUACAUACAAUGGAAUUUGUAUGAUAAUAGUUCUGCGGGGAAUAUUAAUUAUACAUUCAGCCUAUUCACCGUCUCCUCCCACUGCCUGCCAGGGAAUAUAUGUAAGGUUAGGUGAAAUGAGCCUGGGCUCUGCUGUACCACCCGGUAUUUAAGAGAUCCUUAUUUCUUCCCUCCCUCUCCCUGAGCCAUCAUGCAUUAAACAGCAGGAGAUUUCAUUACAUGCAUCCGAGGUGCUUUGGAAAUUUUCAGUUACUGCUAAGUAAGCAUGACAACUGCUCAGUAGAUGUCUGCUGUUGUUCAACAAUGGGAUGUUCCAGACUAUUAGAGCCACUGACAUGUACAGUGAAUUUCAGACUACAGCUUGUGUUGGCCCGAAGUAAUGAGUUGAAAUAAUUGACUACAGAUAGUGAAAACCAAAUUCAGAAGCAUCAGUUGAGUAGAGAAGAUAUUAGAUGCCACAUUAGGUUGUAUAAGUCAGUACAGUUCCUCUCUGAAAUAUUUACACUUAUUAUUAAGCUUUGUAUUUUAAUUUGUUUUACCUUCCUUUAAGCAUUGCAGGCUGUACUGUGAUGCAACAAUGAUGUGUCCGAUUUUAAAGUGUCAAAACACUUACUGUGUGAUGCAGCUGUACUGUAUGAUGUUACUCACACUCGCUUCUGUGACGUCUCCCAAAGGACCACAGACAUUUCUGUUCUUUCUUAUUGAGUCAGCACUGAUCUGCUGUAACUUCCUGUUGUUUUCUGUUCUCUUAUUUUUGCUCAUCUCACUGUGUUUCUCUCAUUCCCUGUUGGUCAAUUGCCUCCCAUUGUGACCUGGUGUGUGUGCGCGGGCGGAGUGAGUACUGUUCUCUGCGGGCGGCCAUCCUGAAUCACACAGACUUCCUGUCUUGCAUGAAUAGGCGAGCCACACAGGAAUGCGCUCCUACAUUUACAAUAAGAACUCUGUGAUUGGCUCACAGGCAGAACACUGCGGGAUGCGGACAUAUUUCUUCAGUGCGGACACACAGGAGGACAUGAAUGGCUGGAUCCGGGCCAUGAACCAGGCUGCGCUAAUGCAGCAGAGUCACACUAUAAAGAGAGAGGUGGAGAAGGCGGAGAAGGCUGCACAGCAAGCAGUUCCACAGACCAACCAUGUCCACAUCAACCAGAACUCAUCUCAGUCAGAAAGCCUUCAUAGGACAGACAGAGAGGAACCUCACGAUAACGGUAUCAGACUGGCUCAUGGAGAUGAGGUGAGGUAUGGAUUAGAGGUCCAAGGGAGGCCCAGCCAAUCAGCCACAGAGGAAAGAGCAGAGAGACUCUCUCCAAACUCUGUCAAUGGUGCCGCCCACAAGAACGAACAGCAAACUGUAAUCCAAGUGACUCUGCCGCCGGAACAAAAUGGAAAUCUUGUCUAUCAGAGGGGCUUUGUUUCGCAGGCAGGCACUGAGAAACAUGUGCAGAGGAAGAAUACACUGGCUCAGGUGGAGCAGUGGGUCAAAGUUCAAAAAGGGGAUCCAAUCAAGAGUGCUCCCUCUGCUGAGUACAACCUCCCCCGGCGGACUCCUCCCUUAAAGCCCAAAGCCAGCACAGUGGAUGCCACCUAUCAGUCGUUGCCAAAGUCUCCACGUCUCCCGCCUGACAGCAAUUCUCCUCCAGCAACAUGCAACCUGCCCAGUGACUACAAGUAUGCUCAUGACCGGCUCAGCCACUUCCGCAUGUCCACUGAUGAGCGAAUGGCCACCAAGGAGGGAAUGGUGUGGCAGCUGUAUGAGUGGCAGCAGCGGCAGCAGUUCCGUCACGGCAGCCCCACCGCUCCUGUGUACUCUGGGCCUAACUUCACAGACUCUUCAUCUUUACGAGUUACGGUGGAGAUGCCACGCUCCAUCUCUGUCCCCCCGUCUCCGUGUGAAGUCCCACCGUCUGUCCCCUCCUCAUUCAAACCCCUGUCCCCUCGCAGGCCACACACUCCUUCAGACAGACGCACAGUCAGGCCCCUGGAUGAAGUGUUAACCGGGGACAGCACAAGAUCCAGCUCACCAAGCCAUAUCUGUGCCCAUCUUUCACAGACAUCCCAAAUGGAGAGACGGUCGAUGCCAGCCAUGGGCUACAUCACACAUACCGUCAGUGCACCUAGCUUACAUGGCAAAACGCCAGAGGAGCUGACUCUGCUCCUCAUUCAGCUUCGGAGGCACCAGGCCAAGAUGGCUGGUGUGCAUAGCCCCAGCUAUGCGUUCGCUCACCUGCAGCACCACCAGCACAACGGCCUUCUAGGCUCCGGCAUGCAGGCUGAUGAUACUUACAUACAACUGAAGAAGGACCUGGAGUAUCUAGAUCUGAAGGUGGGCCCCAACAAAGUUACUGGACGAGAGAGUUUAAAAAAAGAAAGACCAUCCAGGCCUGUGAAAAUAGCAGAAAGUGAUGCUGAUGUGAAAUUAAGCCGAUUGUGUGAACAAGACAAGAUUCUCCAGGAGCUAGAGGCCAGGAUACGCACUUUGAAGGAGGACAAGGAUAAGCUAGAGUCUGUGCUGGAUGUUUCCCACCAGCAGAUGGAGCAGUACAGGGAUCAGCCGGCCCAUGCUGAGAAGAUUGCCUAUCAGCAGAAAUUACUACAAGAAGAUGUGGUGCACAUCAGGGCUGAAAUAUCCCAAGCCUCCACAGAGAUGGAGAACGCAUGGAAUGAGUACAGCCAGCUGGAGAGAGAUGUGGACUGGCUGAAGUCUGCCCUGCAGGGACAGAUGAACCGCAGUGAUCUUUCUCAGCAAGAAAAGGUGCAGAUCAGAAAGGAGCUGUGGAGGAUUGAGGAUGUUAUCGCAGGCCUCAGCACCAGUAAAGCCAACUACAAAGUCACUAUCUCCUCUGUUACUAACCCAGAGAGGAAAUUUGUGCCUUCAGUAUCGGUGUCAUCAGUGCCUUCUGUGUCUGGGAGCCCGUCUGCUAUGGAGAUGAGAUUGUCCCAGAAGCAGCAGCAGCAACAGCAGCACAGCCCCCACCUCAGUCCUAGUAGCCACACCCCCACCCUUUCCUCCAGCCCUAGCCAGCAGCCUUUACACCACUCUACAACCAUCACCAGUGGACUUAAAUGGGGUGAGGAAGAUGUGCCUCCCAGACCUCCUCUACCUCAGCUCUACAGUCCUGAUGAGCACCCCCCUGCUGUGCCCCCGCUGCCCCGGGAGACAACGGUCAUCAGACACACUUCUGUACGUGGCCUCAAACGACAGUCAGAUGAACGCAAAAGGGACAGAGAGAUUGGCCAGUACACUAAUGGAGACAGUAAGGUGGAACUUAGGCCUUUUCUGAGCAAUCCAGAGCUUAUGGGGGCUGGAGACGGCUCCAGCCACAUCAUUAUUGGAGCAUCCGGACAUGAUGGAGGUUAUCAGACGUUACCCAGCAGAGGAAUGGCUGGAUCCUCACUUAGACUAAAUCAGUCUUCAAGCAUUUCCUCAUAUGUGACCAUCCGAAGAGCAGCCUCAGCUGUCGGCAUGAAGGAGAGACCAAAAAGUGCCUUGGAGCGUCUGUACUCUGGGGAGCCGGCACAGCAGCAGAGGGGGAAGAUGAGUGCUGAUGAGCAGCUGGAGAGGAUGAAGAGGCACCAGAAGGCCCUCGUCCGCCAGCGCAAACGCACCCUGAGUCACGGAGACCGACACGCCUCUUCAACGUCACGCACCUCGUCUUCGUCCUCAUCCUCACGCCCACUUUCUGCAGACAUGGGAUCAUGGAAGAGAGAGCAGGAGUUUGACCUGCAGUUGCUGGAGAGGGCUGUUCAGGGGGAGGAGGCACAGGGAGUUAGGAGUGUCCAGGGGGAGGAAAGACCUCCCGAGCACAAAGAAAGACCCCGUUCACACUCCGACGAAUGGCUCACCUUUCGCUCCAUGGCCACAACUCCUCCUGCGCAUGAAGCUGACCUGGAAGCACUGGACUAUGAUGUGGACCUUAACAAAGAAUUGUCCAAACCUCAGAAGGUGUUGAUCCCAGAGCGCUAUGUGGAUUCAGAGCCUGAGGAGCCCCUCAGUCCCCAGGAGGUGGAAGAGCGUCAUCGUAAGGUGGAGCGCAUCAAGACCAUCUUGGCAAAAUCCAGUGUGCAAAACCUAGGACCAGCGGUCUCUGUGGAUAAACCUGAGGUGGGGCUGGUGGCAUUGGACUCAGCUCUGCAGGAGCAGGAGAGGAUCAUCACCAUGUCCUACGCUCUCGCCUCAGAGGCUUCUCUCAAGAGCAAACUAGUGGCAGUUCCACCACAGGCUAACAUCCCCACUGUUCCUCCCCCUCCCCCUCCUCCGCCUCCUCCGCCUCCUCCACCACCACCACCACCUCCUCCUCCUCCUCCUCCUCCUCCUCCUCUUCCUCCUGUAUCUCCUCCUGUAUCUCUGGCACCUCCCUCUCCUCUAAGCAACGGAAUUCACUACACGUUUGUCUAAUUUGAGACACAAACUCAAGCAAUUUCUGGACACUGAGGUGCUACCCACAAUGACAACAACUGGAUUCUGCAAAAAUAAGGAGGAUUUUGUUUGAUUUUGGACAUUUACACCUUUCCAUACAGCAGUAGAAGAACUGUAGUAAACAUUUACAAGACAAAACAUCUCUGUGAGGCUCAAGCAGCACUGACUCCUUCAAGUGUUUCUAGUUGCUGACGGCAACUUUCCUGAGGAAAACAGAAGACGUUGUGGGAGCUGUUGUGCUUAUUAACUGAGUGUCUAACAAAUGUUAAUCUCAUAGUAAUAAAAGAUUUUCUACAUGUUAUUGCACUUUGAAUUGUACACUGUAUCAUGUUUUCAAGGUAUGGCUGACUUGCUUUUACUUGCAGUGUGAUCUCAACUCAGAACAUUUAUGAGGUUUUUGUUUGUUUGUUUUUUCAGGUACAAAAUGUUAUGAACAGGAGGUACUAAAUGUGUCAUGACGGUAGUAUUUUUAUCAGAUAAUAUUCUUACACCAAACCAUGUGAAAUAUCAUAUGUAUGUACCUGUAGCACUGCCAGUCUCCUUUUAGCUUGCCAAAAUGAAUUUUAUUUUUGCUUACAUCAGGAUGAAAAUAACCUUUAACAUAUUUUCUGUGUGACUGGGGAAGGUUGCACAAUGGAAAUUUAUAAAAAUGUGAAUAUUAAAGAUAUUAACACAA